AGAUGUCUGCUGCAAGUUCCUGGCCGCUUCUGAGCUCACCCCAUCCUCCAAGAGGGAGGAGGCCUCAAUGGUGAUGCUGCCCGCCUCGCUCCAGCCGCUGCUGCUGCCUGUACUGCUGAUACUCUAGAGGGGCUGGAAGGGUGGUUCCUAUUCACACCGUCGCCAACCAGAGAGUGGAGGAAAAAAAAUCCCGGCAAUUGCUGCUGAUGUUGGGUUUGGAGGCUGCAUCCGACUCGGUCACAAGGAAAAUGGAUUCAGUUCGCAUCUCUCCCUCGUUUCAGCAGUUCCUCCGAGUCUCAGUGUGGGCUUCCAGGGCAGCUGAGGAGACCUUACCAAGGAGCACCACGCAGUAGAUGCUGGAACAUCUCACUCCAGGAUGAGAACCAGUAACAUGGCAGCACCCAUUGGAAAAGAUUAAAAACCAACAGACUCCAUUUAGAAAGAAACAAUGUCCAAGAAAGGGCGAAAUAAGGGCGAGAAGCCCGAGGCACUCAUUGUCGCCCUUCAAGCUGCCAAUGAAGACCUCAGGACCAAGCUCACAGACAUUCAGAUAGAGCUUCACCAAGAGAAGUCCAAGGUAUCCAAGCUUGAAAGAGAGAAGACUCAAGAAGCAAAGAGAAUUCGUGAGCUGGAGCAGCGCAAGCACACGGUGCUGGUGACAGAGCUCAAAGCCAAGCUCCAUGAGGAGAAGAUGAAGGAGCUGCAGGCCGUGCGGGAGAAUCUCAUCAAGCAGCACGAGCAGGAAAUGUCAAGGACAGUGAAGGUGCGGGACGGAGAGAUUCAGAGGCUCAAGUCUGCUCUUUGUGCCCUCCGGGAUGGCAGCAGCGACAAAGUAAGGACAGCGCUUACCAUUGAGGCCCGGGAGGAGGCCCGGAAACUGUUUGAUGCAGAGCGGCUUAAGCUGCUACAGGAAAUUACGGACCUAAAAACGGCCAAGAAGCAAGUGGACGAGGCACUGAGCAAUAUGAUCCAAGCAGAUAAAAUCAAGGCUGGGGACCUUAGGAGCGAGCAUCAGUCUCACCAAGAAGCCAUCUCGAAGAUCAAGUGGGAGUCAGAGCGGGACAUUCGGAGGCUGUUAAAACGUGUGCGGGAGACUGAAAAACAAUGUAAACCUCUCCUGGAAAGAAACAAGUGCCUCGCCAAAAGAAACGAUGAACUGGUGGUGUCUUUGCAGCGCAUGGAAGAGAAACUAAAAGCCGUUACCAAGGAGAAUUCAGAAAUGAGAGAAAAAAUAACAUCUCACCCACCUUUGAAAAAAUUAAAAUCUCUAAAUGACCUCGACCAAGCUAAUGAAGAACAAGAGACAGAGUUUCUGAAACUUCAGGUCAUUGAGCAACAGAACAUUAUUGAUGAGCUCACAAGGGACAGAGAAAAGCUCAUCCGCAGGAGAAAACAUAGACGAAGUUCCAAGCCAAUUAAGGUAAUGAGAAAAACAAGUUCUCAAACAUUCACCACAAAGAGCCAGAGAGUAAACCCUGAGCUCUAUUUACUAGAGGAAAAUUUUUCCGAUUCACACUGGGUAGAAGAUAAGCAGCUUUUCAUUAAGAGAAACCAGGAGCUUUUAGAAAAGAUAGAAAAACAGGAGGCAGAAAAUCACCGGCUCCAACAGGAACUGCAGGAUGCCAGAGACCAGAAUGAGCUGCUGGAGUUUCGAAACCUAGAGCUAGAAGAGAGAGAGAGGCGGUCCCCUCCAUUUAAUCUACAAAUUCACCCAUUCUCAGAUGGUGUGAGUGCUCUACAGAUCUACUGUAUGAAAGAAGGUGUCAAGGAUGUGAACAUCCCUGAUCUCAUAAAGCAGCUAGAUAUCUUGGGUGAUAACGGGAAUUUAAGAAAUGAAGAACAAGUGGCCAUAAUUCAGGCCAGCACUGUGCUGUCCCUAGCAGAGAAGUGGAUCCAGCAGAUUGAAGGAGCAGAGGCCGCCCUGCACCAGAAAAUGAUGGAAUUGGAAAGUGACAUGGAACAAUUCUGCAAAAUAAAAGGAUAUUUGGAAGAAGAACUAGACUACAGAAAACAAGCUCUUGACCAAGCAUAUAUGAGAAUCCAGGAACUAGAAGCUACUUUGUACAAUGCUCUGCAGCAAGAAACUGUUAUCAAGUUUGGUGAAUUAUUAAGUGAAAAACAGCAAGAGGAGCUGAGGACGGCAGUAGAAAAGUUACGGCGGCAAAUGCUGAGGAAGAGCAGAGAGUAUGACUGUCAGAUUCUGCAGGAGAGAAUGGAGCUCUUACAGCAAGCCCACCAGAGAAUCCGUGACUUGGAAGAUAAAACAGAUAUCCAGAAAAGACAAAUAAAGGACUUAGAAGAAAAGUUUCUGUUUCUAUUCUUGUUCUUCUCUCUUGCCUUUAUUCUAUGGCCUUGAUGUCAAGGUGCCUCUUAAAGAAUAACCGAAAAUAUGGAUCAGAGCCC
Molecule: messenger RNA, 2403 nt
Organism: Chinchilla lanigera (long-tailed chinchilla)
Lineage: Eukaryota; Metazoa; Chordata; Mammalia; Rodentia; Chinchillidae
Gene: Jakmip2
Product: janus kinase and microtubule interacting protein 2
Exons: 18
Coding region: 449-2356 (635 amino acids)
Molecular function (GO): kinase binding; microtubule binding
Source: RefSeq, a predicted model, not a curated record